CUCAUCAGUCUCCGAGAAAACAGCAGCUUGGGAUUCUUCCUCGGGCAUUACUUCCGGUGCGGAAAGUCGACGACAACGAACCGGGCGCUGACUCCAAGGCCUUUCUCAAACGACAAGACUGAUUAAACACAAGCAUUCCGUGUGCUGACCCAUUCUUGCGACCUCGCAACAAAGACAUGAAGGAGUACCUUAGCAGCCCAAUUCGACCCCUAUCACCUCGUGAGCAUAGCAGCCCCCCAGCAGCACACUCAAAAUUCAACAUGACGAUGGAUCCAGAACGGACGCCGACCCCAUCUACAGCCGAGGUAGCCGCUCGUGAGUUACCUGUGCAGAAUCGCUCCCCGCGGAAAAUUGACCCCUCCUUUCUCAAAAAUGGAACAUUGUUACGACCCUCCACAGACACGGGCUUCUCACAACUUGCUGCCUUCUCUCUGUUCGUUAGCAUCCGAAGGAAACUUUGAAAAAUCACGAAGCUCGAAAGACUUUGCGAAGAACACUACUAUUACGAAACCAACACAACUUUCUUUUGACCCAAUGACCAGCUCCAUAUCGAAAAGACGGUAUUCGGAGCGGUCUCCCAGUACCACCAGCGUAACCGGGGAGAACGAGGAUUCCACGGCCGGUGGCGAAGGCGAUUCUUCGGCCGAGUCACACCUUACCGAAAUGCAGCAACCCGACCCGUCCGACAUACGAUUGGAGAUGAACCCGAUCGGCGCGACGGAAAACUUUGCCGAUCUGCCCGAUCCCGAGGACGACAAGCUGAGCCCGGACGAGUUUCUCCACAAACUCGUUUUCGCAACGUGUGGCAUGGAACUCGAGCCAAAGAAAGCCAAGUCGCUGAAAGACUUUUUUGAAAAGGUGACGGACGCACAGGUGGCCGCCUACACAAUGGCGGUGGUCUCGGCGUGCCGCAACAACGAUCUGGAUGCCCUGAAGAAGCUUCAUUCGGAAGAGGGCCAAACACUGAACUGUUUCAACCGCUUUGGGGAAAGUCUUCUGACGAUGGCGUGUAGGAGGGGGUUCGAGGACGUGGUGGAGUAUCUUCUGCAACAAGCGGGCGUGGACGUGCGGAUUUCCGACGACAGCGGCCGAACGGUCCUGCACGACGCCUGCUGGAAUCCCUCCCCGCAGCUGCGAAUCUGUGGGUGGAUCACGGACCGGGAUCCGGCGCUGUGGUUCGUUGCCGACAACCGGGGCUGCACCCCCUUUCAAUACGCGCGUCCGGAACACUGGGGCAUCUGGAGGCAAUUUUUGUUGGACCACAAGGGCGCCCUCCAGCUGCUGAGAACGGACGACAUCAAAUCAAAACUAUCGAAACAAACGCAAUAAAAAAGGAGACUCGGUAGACCAAAGAAAACUAUAGAAAAAUU
Molecule: messenger RNA, 1370 nt
Organism: Pseudo-nitzschia multistriata
Lineage: Eukaryota; Bacillariophyta; Bacillariophyceae; Bacillariales; Bacillariaceae
Source: the annotation of a GenBank genome assembly